Cryptomeria japonica (Japanese cedar) is the source of this 2485-nucleotide messenger RNA. Its product is annotated as heat shock cognate 70 kDa protein. Gene Ontology annotation, cellular component: cytoplasm. Gene Ontology annotation, molecular function: ATP binding; ATP-dependent protein folding chaperone; heat shock protein binding. NCBI's taxonomy places the organism in Eukaryota, Viridiplantae, Streptophyta, Pinopsida, Cupressales, Cupressaceae. Gene Ontology annotation, biological process: cellular response to unfolded protein; protein refolding. Bases 275 to 2233 code for a protein of 652 amino acids. The record is from RefSeq and is a predicted model, not a curated record. The transcript has a single exon.
CUAACAAACGAAAAGCCAGAUGUAAAUCUGACGGUUAAGAUAUCAAAUUCGGGAAGAACCCGCAAGAUUUUUCCCGAACUGUGCAGAACCGUCUACCGCUUUCCAGAAAGUUCUGGUUGCAGAAAAUCGAAAGCUAUAAAACGAGUUUCAUAUCCCAAAUUGUAAGGCAAUCUGAAGUAAAAUCGUUCAAGAAGCUAAAUUUGAUCGGUUAUAGCAUUGAAAUUUUCUGCUUUCUGUUUUCUGGUUUCUGUGAGAUUUGAGUGGAGUGGUGAGUAUGGCAAAGGGCGGAGGAAAGGCAGUGGGAAUUGACCUCGGGACUACUUACAGUUGUGUUGGAGUAUGGCAGCAUGAUCGUGUGGAGAUCAUUGCAAAUGAUCAGGGUAAUAGGACUACACCGUCCUAUGUGGCGUUUACUGAUACAGAGCGGCUUAUCGGUGAUGCUGCGAAGAAUCAGGUCGCCAUGAAUCCUACUAAUACUGUUUUUGAUGCCAAGAGGCUCAUCGGGCGGCGACUUUCUGAUCCUUCUGUGCAGGGUGACAUGAAGCUCUGGCCUUUCAAGGUUGUGGCUGGCCCUGGUGAGAAGCCUAUGAUUAAGGUGACUUUUAAAGGCGAGGAGAAGCAGUUUUCUGCAGAGGAGAUUUCUUCCAUGGUGCUCAUCAAGAUGAAGGAGAUUGCAGAGGCUUAUUUGGGGCAAACUGUUAAAGAUGCUGUUAUUACUGUUCCGGCCUACUUUAAUGACUCGCAGCGGCAGGCCACGAAGGAUGCUGGUGUUAUUUCGGGGCUCAAUGUGAUGAGAAUUAUUAAUGAGCCUACUGCAGCCGCCAUUGCUUAUGGUCUGGAUAAGAAGGCUUCUUCUGUAGGGGAGAAGAAUAUUUUGAUCUUUGAUCUUGGCGGAGGGACCUUUGAUGUGUCGCUCCUGACAAUUGAGGAGGGGAUUUUUGAGGUCAAAGCUACGGCUGGUGAUACGCAUUUAGGAGGCGAGGAUUUUGAUAACAGAAUGGUGAAUCAUUUUGCGCAGGAGUUUAAGCGAAAGUAUAAGAAAGAUAUUGGGGGAAAUGCUAGGGCUUUGCGGCGGCUGAGAACGGCUUGCGAGCGGGCGAAGCGGACGCUUUCUUCGACUGCGCAGACGACAAUUGAAAUUGAUUCGCUCUAUGAAGGUAUUGAUUUCUAUUCUACUAUUACCAGAGCGAGAUUUGAAGAAUUGAACAUGGAUCUGUUUAGGAAGUGUAUGGAGCCUGUGGAGAAGUGCCUGAGGGAUGCCAAAAUGGACAAGGGAAAUGUCCACGAGGUUGUGCUGGUCGGGGGUUCGACUCGCAUCCCCAAAGUGCAGCAGCUUUUGCAGGAUUUCUUCAACGGGAAGGAGCUUUGCAAGAGUAUAAACCCUGAUGAGGCCGUCGCUUAUGGAGCGGCUGUCCAGGCGGCGAUUCUGAGUGGCGAGGGUAACGAAAAGGUGCAGGAUUUGCUGUUGCUUGAUGUUACUCCGCUCAGUUUAGGGCUUGAGACUGCCGGCGGCGUGAUGACAACCCUCAUUCCGAGGAACACGACGAUUCCGACCAAGAAAGAGCAGGUUUUCUCCACUUAUUCCGACAAUCAGCCUGGGGUUUUGAUCCAGGUCUACGAGGGCGAGCGGGCUCGAACUCGGGACAAUAAUCUGCUCGGGAAAUUCGAACUCUCCGGCAUCCCGCCUGCCCCCAGGGGAGUGCCGCAGAUCAAUGUGUGCUUCGACAUUGACGCGAAUGGAAUUCUGAAUGUCUCGGCAGAGGACAAGACCGCCGGCGUGAAGAACAAGAUCACCAUUACCAAUGACAAGGGGCGGCUGAGCAAAGAGGAGAUCGAGAAAAUGGUUCAUGACGCCGAGAAAUUCAAGGCCGAGGAUGAGGAGCUGAAGAAGAAAGUUGAGGCCAAGAAUUCUCUGGAAAAUUAUGCCUACAAUAUGAGGAAUACAGUCCGGGACGACAAGUUUGCCGGAAAGUUGGAUCCCGCGGACAAGCAGAAGAUCGAGACGGCCGUCGACAAGGCGAUUGAGUGGCUGGACAGCAAUCAGCUUGCAGAGGUGGAUGAAUUUGAAGACAAAUUGAAGGAGCUUGAGAGCCUCUGCAAUCCAAUUAUUGCGAAGAUGUACCAGGGAGCUGGCGGCGGUCCCAUGCCGGACGAGUUCCCGACUGGAGGCUAUGGCGGCGGAGCGGCAGAAUCCGGCAGCGGUGCUGGCCCCAAGAUUGAAGAAGUGGACUAAGCUGCCAGGGUUUUUUCUGCUCUGGUUUUUUGGUUUAUGUUUGUUGAAGUGUUCUAAUUAUGGCAACUUCUGUGUUUGUUUUUCUUCCCCCAAGUGAGGGUAAGACAAGUAUAAUCUUCAUUGUUGUUAGGUUGAAACUUACUUGGUAUUUAGAUAUAUGAGCCAAAGUUUUGUAUACUCCCUACAGGAGAAGCUAGUGUAUAAAUGUUAAUAAAAACUAUAUAUAUUUUUCUCAAAUGUUGUGUUCUUCUA